GGAGGGUUGAGGGGCGGGGUUCCUAGCGUUACCAGAAGCCUAUUCGCCCAAAAGCUUGAGGGCGGGGCGAAGGGCCGUCCUGGAGGUGAGGGGCGGGGCGAUGCCCCCUACUUAAAAUUUGAGGAGCCAGUUAAGAUCCAAAGGCAGCCAAGCCGGUAGGGGGUGUGCAGGCAUUGGUAGAGAGUGGUCGAAGUCCUUUGGGCUCUGGCGCGACCUGUCCCUCGCUCAGACCAGACCGUUGGGUUAGCAAGCUCACGUUGGUGGGUGGGGGAGGGGGUGUUCAGACGCAUGCGCAGUGCUCUGGGGCCCCUGAGGGAGGAAAGAGCUCAGGCUGAGGAAAGCGUGUGCCUAGACCCAGCGCGGCCAUGUGUGAUGCUGGCGGUUACCGAGCCCUGCGGGGGAGAAGCGCGGGCCAACUCAAGGGCAGGCCCUGGGCAGCAGCCUUGGAGGAGUCCAGCUAUGAGUACGGCUCCACGAAGUACCUACUGCUAUGCGGCCUGGGCGGGAUGCUGAGCUGCGGACUGACGCACACGGCCAUCGUGCCUCUAGACCUGGUCAAGUGUCGCAUGCAGGUGGACCCCAGCAAGUACAAGGGCAUCCUGAGCGGCUUUGGCGUGACACUGCGGGACGACGGGCUGCGCGGCCUGGCCCGAGGCUGGGCCCCGACCUUUCUAGGCUACUCCAUGCAGGGCCUCUUCAAGUUUGGCCUCUACGAGGUCUUCAAAAUCCGCUACGCGGAGCUCCUGGGCCAGGAGAAGGCCUACGAAUGGAGAACCGGGCUGUACCUGGCCGCUUCAGCCAGCGCCGAGUUCUUCGCCGACGUGGCCCUGGCCCCUAUGGAAGCGGUGAAGGUUCGCAUGCAGACGCAGCAGGGCUAUGCCCGCACGCUCCGGGCCGCGGCCCCCAAGAUGUACGGCGAGGAGGGCAUGUGGGCCUUCUACAAAGGCGUGGCGCCGCUCUGGAUGCGCCAGAUCCCCUAUACCAUGAUGAAGUUCGCCUGCUUCGAGCGCACGGUUGAGGCGCUUUACAAGUACGUGGUGCCCAAGCCGCAGAGCCAUUGCACCAAAAGUGAGCAGCUGGCCGUGACCUUUGUGGCUGGCUACAUCGCUGGCGUCUUCUGUGCCGUGGUAUCCCACCCUGCGGAUUCCGUCGUGUCUGUUUUGAACAAGGAGAAAGGCAGCACGGCCUUUGACGUUCUCCGCAGACUGGGGUUCAAGGGCGUGUGGAAAGGCCUGUUCGCCCGGAUCAUCAUGAUUGGCACCCUGACUGCCCUGCAGUGGUUCAUCUACGACUCGGUCAAGGUCUAUUUCAAAUUGCCUCGCCCUCCAGUCCCUCAAGCGCCCAAAUCCCGAAAGUAGGCAUGGAUUGCAAGACUCCUGUGGCCAUCAUUGGCCAGUAUUUCGAUUCCGUGGGGGAUUAUGUUCAAAUAAUACUAGUGCUAGGAUGUUAACGUUUGUGGAGAGGUGACAACGUGCAGACCUAGUUUUCUUUAAGUGAUCCAUUCCUGCUUUUUGGCAAUCCAAGAGAAUUGCAACCGUUUCAUUUGGGGUUUUGGACCAUUGUGUUUGGGGAGUCGGCAUGGUUGCUUUAACUCAGUAGCUUUUCAGCAAU
Bubalus bubalis (water buffalo) is the source of this 1611-nucleotide messenger RNA. Its product is annotated as phosphate carrier protein, mitochondrial. Gene Ontology annotation, molecular function: phosphate transmembrane transporter activity. Lineage: Eukaryota; Metazoa; Chordata; Mammalia; Artiodactyla; Bovidae. Gene Ontology annotation, cellular component: mitochondrial inner membrane. The coding region runs from base 366 to 1358 and encodes 330 amino acids. Gene Ontology annotation, biological process: mitochondrial phosphate ion transmembrane transport. The transcript has a single exon. The record is from RefSeq and is a predicted model, not a curated record.